This is a messenger RNA of Symbiodinium necroappetens, 585 nucleotides long. The record is from the annotation of a GenBank genome assembly. Lineage: Eukaryota; Dinophyceae; Suessiales; Symbiodiniaceae.
GCCGAACGGCACGUCGCGGCUACUCCAGCGCUCUUUCUUUGAGCGGCUCUUAUCGGAGCAGAUUGAGCUGCAAAGCAGCCUGCCUUCCGACGUGGCCGCGGCACAACCCGACCUGAAGCUGUUGGACUUGGAGCAUUUGCUGACCAUCCGGGACGGCUGCUCCGAUUUCAACACUGACUCCAGGAGCUACCAGGUGCACCAGGCUUUUCUUGAGCAGCUGGAGCGACGCCUACAGGAGCUGCUAGCCGAGAAGCACUUGGAUCCUGAGGAGGUGACGGCAGUUUCCAAGCUGAAAUUACCCAUCGGGAGGAUGACUGUGCUUACCAAGGGCGUGGCGGCAUUGCUGGCUGGGCAGGCACCUGGGGCAGAGGGCUUUGCCGCUGCCGAGGGGCCCAGCGCAGUACCUUCGCUUUGGCUGCUCCCGCUUUCCGCGGAUGCUUUUCCAGACCAUUCCGCGCUACUGAUCUGCGUCGGGCAGGAACAGAAGCUACCCACGCCUGCCACCGGCGGGUCAACAACCCCUAGCACAGCACCAUCCAGCAGCGAAUCGUCCCCGAAGACGCGGACCCGGAAGGAUGACGACAG